ACUGAGACAUCACUGAGACAUCACCGAGAUAGACCGAGACACCGCUGAGACAGACAGAGACAGCUCGUGUCGUGUCUCUCUCUCUUUCACACACACACACACACACACACUCAGAGUACAUUUGGAGACCGGAGAAGGAGGAGUGUGUGUGCUGAGAUGCGUCUCUGAUGCGCGCGGCUGAGAGGUAAACACACGCGCGCGUGGAUGUGAACGGAUGUUAUCUUGUGACUUACGGACACGCAGAAAAAUGUGAGGAGAGACACACACACACACGAGGAGACAAAUGAGGACAGAACCCUCACACUCUAGACCUGGUUACGCUGCCUUCAUCAUCAGCGUCCGGGUCAUUCAGAGGUUGGAGAUUCAUGGGAUAUGACACAUCUUCAAAUCCAAUUUCCCUGUGAAGGCCCUUUUGGUUCUUCAUACAAAGGAUUGACAACUAAAGCACAUUGAAAAUUAUAUAGUGUGUAGAGUGAAGUGGAGGGGGGCUGAUGGCUUCCCGGUGGGUCCUGUGCUGGUUGGGGCUCAUGUUGGCCUUUAUGUCCCUCUCACAGUCAUCUCAGGGAUGCCCGCCGCGCUGCGACUGCGCCGCUCAGUUACGCUCAGUGUCCUGUCAGCGCAAGCGGCAGUCCGGUGUCCCAGAGGGCAUCCCGACAGAGACAAGGCUACUGGAUCUCAGUCGAAACCGCCUGCGUUGGGUGGCCCCCGGAGACCUGGCGCCGUACCCACACCUUGAGGAGCUGGAUCUGAGCGAGAACCUCAUCAACACACUGGAACCCAACGCUUUCGCCAGCCUGCAGGCCCUGCGCACACUGCGGCUGAGAGGAAACCAGCUGAAGCUCGUGCCCAUGGGUGCGUUUGCACGGCUGUCAAAUCUCACCACGCUGGACCUGAGCGAGAACAAGAUAGUCAUCCUACUGGAUUACACCUUCCAAGAUCUGAGGAGUCUCAAAAAUUUGGAGGUUGGCGAUAAUGAUCUGGUCUACAUAUCCCACAAGGCUUUCUCAGGGCUGUUGGGUCUCGAGGAUCUCGCCAUCGAAAGAUGCAACCUGACGUCCAUCUCAGGCCAGACUCUCUCGUAUCUCCGUAACCUUGUGACCCUUCGACUUCGUCACCUCAGCAUCACCGCGCUCGAAGACCAAAACUUCCGCAAGCUGUCGGCACUAAGAGGCCUGGAGAUCGACAACUGGCCCUAUCUGGAGUACGUCUCACCACUGAGCUUCCAGGGUCUCAACCUUUCCUGGCUUUUCAUCACCAACACCAACAUUACGUCCGUACCGUCGGCCUCCUUCCGAAACCUGGCUUACCUGACGGCCCUCAACCUCUCCUACAACCCCAUCUCCACGCUGGAGCCGUGGGCCUUCAGAGACCUCAUCAGACUGAAGGAACUACACAUGGUCAACACUAACCUGCUCACCGUCGAGCAUCACGCUCUCGGAGGCUUGAGACAAAUGCGAGUUCUCAAUCUGUCCAACAAUGGUCUGGUGACUCUGGAGGAGAGCUCCUUUCACUCAGUCAAUAGUCUGGAAACCUUGAGAGUUGACGGCAACCCUUUAUCCUGCGACUGUCGGUUGCUCUGGAUCCUGCAACGCAGGCGGACCCUGAACUUUGACGGCAAGAUGCCUGUGUGCGCUGGGCCGGCAGAGGUGCGGGGGUAUGCCCUGAGCACCUUCGGCGAUUCGGCCAUGUUUGAUUACUUCACCUGCCAGAAGCCGAAGAUAAGAAACAGAAAGAUGCAGCAGGUGACGGCGCACGAGGGCCAGCCGGUGUCGUUCCUUUGCCGGGCGGAGGGCGAGCCGACGCCGGCCAUCGUCUGGAUCUCUCCGCAGAGAAGACGGAUCACAUCGAAAAGCAACGGCAGGGUUACGGUGCUUCCGGGCGGGACGCUGGAGAUCCGUUACGCCCAGGUGGCCGACAGCGGCACGUACAUAUGCAUCGCCAGCAACGCUGGCGGCAACGACACCUACUUCGCCACGCUGACGGUGAAAGGCCACGCGGCCGACCCCGCGCUGUUCGCCAACCGCUCCAUGUAUUCCACGGACUUCAAUGAGACGGGUCUGAACAACACGCGUGUUUUUCUCAAAUUCACACUGGACCUCACCACCAUCCUGGUGUCCACGGCCAUGGGCUGCAUCAUGUUUUUGGGGGUGGUGUUGUUUUGCUUUCUGCUAUUGUUCGUGUGGAGCCGCGGACGCGGUCAACGCAAGAACAACUUCACGGUGGAGUAUUCCUUCAGGAAAACCGAUGGACAGACCACCACCGCCACUUCCGGAGCAACACGCAAGUUCAACAUGAAAAUGAUAUGAAACAACGCAGCCAGGGGCACACCGGGGGAAGCAUAAAGGCCCAACGCUAACACACACACACAGCGCUGAUGCAGAAACACAAUGGCCUGUCGCAAUCUGACAUUUAACGCUAACCUUGUCCUCGAAGCUCUCACAAACGUUCUAUUGUUUUUUCUGUUGCCGCUGACGGUUAUAUAAUUAUCCGUUUUAAUGCUGCACUUUGCUUAGGAGAGGUCAUUGUUUAACCACAAAGCCAUAGUAAAGUCUCUGUUCUUGGUUUCCCUUGACUUCUCAUGAAACCAACAACAUGUUAACUGAUCAUCACCAGAGACAAAUAAAUAUAUUGCCAUAACGUCCUCCAAUAUAACACCCACUUGACUCUCAAAGCUUGGGCUGAGAGGAGAAACUAAACAUCCGUGAGAAAGACAACAUCUCCAUUACUUCUCCUAGACGUCACUAAGAGGAAAUGGAAGCUUGAGUCUCAUCUGCGUCUCGAAAGUUUCCCCUGAGAAAAUAGGGAAAUCUCAAAGGUCUCUAUUAGAGUUUGAGAAGAUAUGUCAACAACGUGUUGAACUGAGCUUAGAUUUGUCAAGUCUGCCAUCAAAAGUCUAUAUCGUUGAAGAUUUCAAUAACAACUCAAACAUUUCCUCAUCAACUUCACUCAAACCCAGAUUAUUUGACCUCUACCUCUCUCUUUUCCAAGCCAUUUUAGGAGAAGCAUCUGAGACCAAGUUGAGACUCAACUGAAAACCAAUUGAGGGGCACUAAAUUUGAGCAAUAAAAGAGGGCCAAGGAACUAAAUUGGAUGUAGAUCGCUUGGUUUUUAGUGAUCGUUAUACUCAAAGAUGCGUUAAAGAAGCCGUUGAUGUUCUGCGUUGAGCGUCUGUGUGGGUUGGGAUGAACACACCGGCCGCAUCACUGUAACCACGAUACUGCGGUAUCCAAAUUGCACUACAGUGAAUUCAUCGUGUCUGAUCCGGAUUGAUGAGGGGUCGGCUGAGUGUUUCUUAUCCACAAUCCCCCUCCAUCAUUCUGAAUCACACACGUGCUGACCACCGGCUAGCCUUCAUGGGGGGAGGUCAGCCGGGUGUCACGUCUACUGGACGUCAGACGCAGAGAGACACACACACACACACACUGAAAACCCUCAAGCCAUAUGAUGAUAUUUGCGAUCAGGAGGUUUACAGCAAUAGCGUCGUGCGUUUCAUUGAUUCCCAACAGAAAAUACAGACAGACGUGAUGUUUUUAUACACGCAGGCUUGUUGUAUUUGCAAUAACUGUAGAGUAAUAACGAUGGCAAAUUGUAUUUUUUUAUUCUGAGUCUUACGAGACGUCAUGCGGGAUUCUUGAUCAAAACGUGUUCACUGUUUCUCCAGAACCGCUCGCUGUGAAUUCAUUUCUCAUCGGAAGCACUUGAAAUAUGUUGUGCCAAAUAUUGAAUUAAUAGACACGUCACCUCUCUCUCUCUCUCUCUGACGGUCUUGGUUUUUGGCGGCCGGUGUGUAGACGUUUCUGCUUCCCCUGCCCAGUCCACCCCAACGCCCCCUAUGUCAUGUCCCUUCACCCACCCGACUGGGUCUCCAUGAGGGAGGGUCCCUGGCUGGUGACGAAAGAUGUACACGAAAUCACAUCACCCAUAUAGUUCACGUGUCUUCGACUGUAGAGGAUACUAUGAUAUGUUUAGAUUUAUAAAUUAUGUGUUUUUGUACUUUUUUUUUUACGAGUCUUACGACUGAGACCGUUCCGUUGGUUUUCAGCACCGCAGCCAAUGCUUGAUGUAAAUGAAUGAAUCUGUUAACUAACGCCGUAAACCAGCAGCUGCUGUUGAAAACACAUCGCUUAAUAAGUGAACUACAAGAGCCAUAAAUGAUCCACCUGUCCAGAAAUCUGCGAUGACAAAUACAGUUGAAUUUGCUCCACGUCGUGUCUGUAGGUGACGCUUAGAGAAUACAACGGUCACGUCUAGAGAGAAUAUUUAUUGUGUAGUAUUUGCUUUAAUGCCUUCUUAGGUUCCAUCAAUCUAUCUAAGUGACAAGUGUAGGGUACAAAAUCAAGAAUGUGAAUGUAGGUGACAAAAAAGUGUAGGAGUUUUAUUCUCAUGUACAAAAACGCAAAGAAAACGCUGACAAUAAGCAAACAUUGAGUAGUCUUAUCAGUUGUAUAAAUAUAUAUAAAUAUACAUAGGCCUAUAUAUAUUAUUAGUUUACUAAAAUUCUGACUUGAAAUCGUCUCUGUUCAUUGAAAUCAAAUAAAAUAUUGACAUCAAAAUCUGACUUUGAUGCAAAUUUGAAAUGUUUGGUUUUAUUAUUAAACACGUAAACAUGGGGUGACAUAAUUAAUGUGUGUGUGUAUAAAAUGCACAGAUUUAAUAGAGAACAUGAUGAUAUAAUUUACAUUUGGUGUCUCUCUAGCGCCCCCUGUUGAGUGUGACCUCCACUCUCUCUAUCUCUGAAAUAAGUUUAAAGCACUUCAAGUAUAAUAAUAAACUAAAACUUACAUUGAACUCAAUUACUAUUAUAAAGAAACAUAAAAAAUAAACAAAUAAAUUAUUCAAUCACCAUAACAUAUACCAAAAUUGCUAAAACUUUACCUACAAUUAACAGAGAAACUACAGAUCUAAAAAUAAAAGCUAAUUUAAAAUAUGAAUAAAAUCAAAACUAUAAUAAGAGAGAUAACACUGUUUUGUUUUGUUUGAUAUCAAUCAAACUGUAGUUGGUUUGUUUUGCAUAAUAACUCCCAAUACAAGGUUUCAGAAGGACGCCAGCGAUGUGUUUUUCUCCUGGCUCUGCUCAUGCUUUUUGUGACCAAACUUGAUUAAGUUCUUCACAGCUACACAUCACGCAAAGAUCAUCUUCAACACAUUUUAUAACAUAUUAGAAAUAAGAUGUCAUCUUUCACAAAGACCUGGUAUAGUUUGACAUCACAAUAUGAAUUGAUUCUUUGUCACACGUUUUAUUUGACAUGCGCUGAUAACCGGAUGGCGAUGUUUGGCACAUCUGACUGUAUUUCUUCACAUCGGGGAGCGUCUGGAUUUGGUGAUGUAAACAUGUCAGGUCUUUGGUGACCCUGGCCCUUUUGUGUCGAGUAGCUGGUUGUUCUCAGACCUCGCCGUUGGAGUUUUGGUGAUGGAUGUUGUCUCUGUGGCCUGGGUUUGGAUGUUGUUUUUGUUUAGUUUCUGUUAGCGUUAGACUGGUGCAGUCAGUGACCGUGUGUACUGUAGGUGAUAGGAGGAGAGAUCGGAGGCUCAGCCGGGACUCCAUCACACAAGCGCCCGGCGUCCUCUCACACCCGACCCUUCAUCUGCUCAUUUUCUGACUGACACUUUUAGCAACUCGAUGAUGUGAAAGACUUCAAACCUUCAUCCCUGAUCUCGAAGAGUCCUCGGCAUUUAAGUCGCCAAUGUGUUUCUGGAUGUUUUUGUUUCUCUUCGAAUUGAAUAUCGAGCCGUAAAACUGCUUCAGAAUGACCUUCAUUAAUUGAAUAUAUUUGAUUAAUAAGGAAAAUCAUGUGGACACGUUAUGUUAUUAUGAACAAAUGUUUACCAUCCAGACUUGUUUUACAACACCGCGUACAUGCAAUGGUUAAUCUGUGGUUAUCACAGUUGAGCUAUGUAGCCAUGUUUUUUCUUCUAUUUUUAACCAUGGUUCAUUUUCACAAUAUAAAAAAAGCAUUUGAAGAUUGAUUUAAGAAUCGUUGACAUUUCAUUUUUUGUUUCAUUUUCUUAAAAUCAAAAUGUUCUCCAUCCUGUUUGCUGCCUCGGUUUAAACUGGAAUUUUUUAAGCGUUCCCAGUUCAAUUCUGGAUUGUUUACAACCCUGUCGUGCAUGAAACACGUAAACAGGCGCUGACAUAAUAAAUGUGUGUUUGUGUAUAAAAUGCACAGAUGAUUUUAGGAGAGAAUAUGAUGAUUACAUUUGGUGUCUCUCUAGCGCCCCCUGUUGAGUGUGACCUCCUCUCUCUCUCUUUCUCUCUCUCUCUCUCUCUCUCUCUCUCUCUUGCUUCAAUUGUACCAUUUUAGUCUCAUAUAAACACAAACACUUAUAGCUUCGCCUUGUGUCACAGACAAUCUUCAUAAUAGAUGAAGCACAACACUCUGAAUUUGAUCUUCUCUUGUCUCUUUAACAUGAAAAAAGAAUUCAUGUGUAAACAUUCCCAUAGACUAACACUGUAAUAGGGACCCGAGCCAUAGCUACAGACCAGCAUAUUCUUCACACAUAAUUCAUCUUUAAUACUUCGAUUUCUGAUCUUACAGCAUCUCUACAACAGACUAGAUAUUGAUCUGUAUUGGUAUAUUAUUUACCGAAAAAUACUGACUUGUGACGCACAUUGGCCUUGUGACGUCAAUUUGAAAUGUAGCUUUACUGCCAUCUGGCGGUGAAGAGCCAGAGUGCUUCAUUUCUACCAGUGAGAAUCUUGCUUUUAAAUGGACAGUUUACCCAAAAAAGUUCUGACAUCAUUUACUCACCUUUGACUUGUUCCAAAUCUGUAACAAUUUCUUUGUUCUUAUGAUAAUAUGGAAAUAUAUCCCCCCCCCCCAUUGACUCCUAUAGUAGGAAAAAAUACUUUAUAACUGUUUUGAACACAAAAGAAGAUAUUUUGAAGAAUAUUCUGAGAAGACUUUCUUGGGCACUUUUGACUUGCAUUAUAUGUUUUCCUACUAUGGGAGUCAAUCUGUCAUUCUUCCAAAUGUCUUCCCCUGUGUUCACCCAAACAGAAAUUCAUACAGUUUCAUCAGAGAAUUGUAAUUUUUGGGCGAAGAAGCCAUUUUAAGCUCAACAUCUAUCAUCUGUUCUCCCCUCGUGAUGAUAUGCAGAUCAAAAUAUGACUGUUAGUCCCAUAACACAAUAAAAAAAUCUUGUUGAUAUUUAAGGUCUCAGAUAAAGGUAGAUCACAUGUAGUCUUAGAUCUGUAGAUGGAAGCCUCUUUAGAUCUAAAUAAGAGAAAUUAAAUGUGACCGUAGUGUAAUUUAAGGGGAAUAAGCCGUUCAUAUUUCUUCUUGUAAAACUGACAGCAUAGAUUUAAAGGUUUAUGAAUGCUGUUUGUUCAGACACUUUUCAUCGGGAUGUUUUUUGUGCUUUUUUUACUCAUCUUAUGUGUUUUAAGCUCAGUGUGAGAUUGGAUGAAACAUCUUUAGCUUAUUAAACUUGUCUGAAUCUAUGAGCCAUAUUGUAGUGAGAUGUUUUACUGAGCGUUCAGACCGGGAUUUCAGGUAAUGUUUCAUGUUUAACUUAAUGUUUGUCUUCCUGAUUUGUUUGUUUCUACUAAUGUGUGUGUACAUAUAUGAAUCUAGACAACUUUCUUGUUUUUCUUCUCUCUCCUACUGCGAUGAAUUGUUUGGUGGACACUUGCUGUCAGAUAAUGUCAUUAUUACAGAUUGAUAGAAUUCUGAAAUGUUGCUGUAGAUUCUCUCAGAUAUUUCAGGUGAAACGUGUCUGUUGUGUCACUUUAUUUUUGUCUGCUUCAUGGUGUGUGUGUGAGCGUUUUGCCAAAAGGUUUUCAGCACACGACGAAUGAAAGCAGGUGCGGUUAUAAAUGUGUUUCAUCCAAACCUCACAGCGGCUUCAGUCUCGUCCAGAAAUCGAGUGUAUAUCUGUUAUUUUCUAUGCAUAUGUUUGUUUUAUACUGUGUGUGUCUUGUCUUGUAAAAAGAGAAAAUAUCUCUUCUUCAUAAAAGCAUGUUGUACCCCGUUCACCAUCACGGCUGUGGUGUUUUGUUUUUGAGCUCAUAAACAGUGUAAGAUGAAAGAAAUGCACGUGUUUCCUCCUCUGAGCUUCUCUGUUUCCAUACAGAACUGGCUCUUUGUUUUCCAUCAUACAGAAAUAUGAAUUAAAAGGCAAAAGGGUUUUGUAGUACUUGUUGUUUUAAGGUCCUUUCAGGAUCUGAAAGUCAUUCAGGUUUCCAAGGAUAACAUUAAAAAUAUCAAUUUAUAAUAAUUCUGCAGCGUUGUUUAUAAUGAAUCAAACAUGUUAUUUUAUUCACAUAGCAACGUUUACGUCAAUUUUGUACCACCACAUAGUUUCAGUAAUGCAUUGACUUAUUCAGAAGUUUUAGUGUCGUCAGUUAUAUUGCAGUUAUUUAUUUAUGUGAAAGAGUUUAUUAGGCAAUACUUGUACUUCUGCAUAAUUGUUUGCUUUAGUUCAGACAAGUGCACACAAGGAUGAACUCCAAAAAUAAAUUGACAUAUUAUUGA
This is a messenger RNA of Triplophysa dalaica, 8474 nucleotides long. Its product is annotated as leucine-rich repeat and immunoglobulin-like domain-containing nogo receptor-interacting protein 3. The record is from RefSeq and is a predicted model, not a curated record. The coding region runs from base 492 to 2306 and encodes 604 amino acids. Gene Ontology annotation, cellular component: extracellular matrix. NCBI's taxonomy places the organism in Eukaryota, Metazoa, Chordata, Actinopteri, Cypriniformes, Nemacheilidae. The transcript is spliced from 4 exons. Gene Ontology annotation, molecular function: protein binding.